Molecule: messenger RNA, 6425 nt
Organism: Branchiostoma belcheri (Belcher's lancelet)
Lineage: Eukaryota; Metazoa; Chordata; Leptocardii; Amphioxiformes; Branchiostomatidae
Product: IgGFc-binding protein-like
Exons: 23
Coding region: 575-5158 (1527 amino acids)
Molecular function (GO): protein binding; calcium ion binding
Source: RefSeq, a predicted model, not a curated record
UGAGUUGUUUUUACAGUUCAUAAAAUUGACGUUAAACAACACUAAUAGUUUAAAAAUUACAUAAUUUACAAGUUAAUGACACAAAUUCGGUAGGGAGCUAUAAUAAUGCCUAUUUACACAAGUAGAGGUAAAGGUCAAUGCUAGCCGCACUCAGUCACUCAAUGCCCUCUUAAGUAAAAGCAGCUAAGAACUGUAUUUAACUAGCGUUUAACAGCUCAACAAUGUAGGGAAUGGGCGAUUUUUUGUACCGUUCUGUACGGCAAUACGGAGUGUCAAACUUAUGUGCAGAACGUGUGCUUCUACCAGAGAUAUUCUGCCUUACUGGGGGCAGCCAUUUACGAAAGUCAGAGUUCAAGAGAGAUUCUGCAAAUGUUCUACAGAUUGUGCGGCGACGAUCGGCCAGGGAGCUGAGGUUCAAUGUACUUUCAGUGGUCGAGACAGAGGUGGCAACGUGGUUCAUCAGCACUCAACAGUUGCUGUCCGGACAUACAGGAUACAAACCCCAGUUUGAACCAGCUCUGGUUGAUAGUGGAGGUCGGUCUACUGAACUGUCAUCACAUCAUCCAGUGUCAGCAUGGAGGCACAUGUUUACAUCUUGGUCUUGAUCGUUGUGUUUGGAACGUGUCAGCAAGUGCUGACGUCUCCGGACAACAGGGGAACAGAGUUUGUGGUCGGCUUCCUGCAGAACUACGGAGUCAGCCAACUGGAGCUGUUCAUCACCAGCGCGAGCUCAGAGCCCACCACCGUCACCAUCACUGCCCCAGGUGUCAGCUACACCAAGCAGCUGGUGGUGACUGACGCAGCUGUGCAGGUGGUCACCCUGCCGCGCUCCGUCAUGCUCACCGGACACGAGCGGGCUCAGAAGGGCGUCCUCGUCACCGCCGACCGCGAAAUCAUCCUUUACGGUGUGAACAAGCAGAGGUACACCACAGACGGCUUCCUGGGUCUACCUGUCGACGUUCUCGGCAAUGAGUAUUUCGUGGCUUCCUACACUCCUUCGCCUCGGAACGAUCCGUCCGAAUUCGCCGUCUUCGGUGUUGAAGACGGCACCUCGGUCAGCGUCACUCUGAAGGGGGCUGUGUACCAUGACGGCAGGGACUACGAUGCCGGGAGCGUCAUCACGUUCACGCUAGACCGUCUGGAGGCUCUACAGUUUCAGGGCAGUGAUGGAUCGGACCUUACGGGUACCCACAUCGUAUCGGACAAGCCGGUGUCCGUCAUGUCCGGCGUACGAUGCACCAAGGUGCCGAACAAGUACGAAUGGCGUGAUCACCUGGUCGAACACGUCCCGCCCGUCAACACCUGGGGACGGCGCUUCGUGACGGUCCCGCUAGCCGUGCGACAAGCCGGCGACAUCUUCCGCCUGGUGGCUGCUAGAAACGGCACCACUGUCAACGUCACUGGUCUAACGCCUCAUACUCUGGACGCAGGCGACUUCCUGGAGCUGGACCUUUCGUCCAGCACGUACACUACCAUCACCUCCUCGCAUCCCAUCAUGGUACUGCAGUACAGCAAGGGGACGUAUUCGGACGGCAUCAACGCGGAUCCUUUCAUGAUGUACCUGCCGCCGGUGGAGCAGUUCGCCGCCGACUACACCUUCGCCACGGUCGACUCGCUGUCCACGGCCUAUACCAGCUACGUCAACAUCGUCAUCAAGACGUCGCAAACGUCGGGGCUGACGUAUGACGGCAACCCGCUUCCUUCCUCCACGACCUGGUCACCCAUCCCGGACACCGACCUGUCCGCCACACAGCUUCACAUCAGCACCACGGGGACACACAAGAUCAAGCACCAAUCCGCCAUUGUCACCUUCUCCCUGGUGUACUACGGCUUCUCCUACCUUGACUCCGUGGGUUUUCCCGGUGGUCUCCGACUGGCCAGCAUAUCCGGCGGAUGUGACGUCACAGAACCGAUGGUUGGCGACGGCGUCGACAACGACUGUGACCAACUGGUGGACGAGGAACUACUGAACGGAAUAGAUGAUGACGGCGACGGUCUCAUUGACGAAGAUUUGGCUGACGUCAACCAUGACCUGGAUGAGUGUGAACUGGGAUUGGCCGACUGUGACCUUGACGCAAUCUGUGUCAACACACACGGCUCGUACAAGUGCGAGUGUAAACCUGGAUUCACCGGAGAUGGCAAGACCUGCUGGACCAGGAGCACGUGUGUUGCCUAUGGAGACCCCCAUUACAUCACCUUCGACGGGCGCACGCACCACUUCCAGGGCCCCUGCACGUACACACUGACACGAAACUGUGGGAACAACACGCUGCCCUACUUCAACGUGGAGACCAGGAACGAAAACCGCGGCGGCAACCUGCGCGUCAGCUACGUCACAGACGUCACGGUGGAGGUCUACAACCACACAAUUGUGGUGGAGAAGAACAAGAUUGUCUACAUUGACCAGCUGAUCACAACUCUGCCUGCCAAACCACGGGCUGGUCUAACAGUCGAGUUCGUCGGUCAGUACGUUACCAUAGAGACAGGCUUUGGGCUGAAGGUGUCGUUUGACGGGAGGCAUCGCGCUGAGGUCGUCCUGCCCGACCUGUACAGCGGCGCCCUCUGCGGACUGUGUGGGAACUACAACGGGGACGUCAGUGACGAAUACGUGACAAAGGAUGGCACGCAGGCUGCUGACGUCAUGCAAUUCGGCAACAGUUGGCGGGUUGAGAGGGAAGGCGACCAGUGUAACGAGAACCCAGAACCCCCCGCGCAGUGCGGCGACGCCCUCCAGCGGACUGUAUCGGAACUGUGCGGAAUUCUGAACGAUCCAAGCAGCGUGUUCGCUCCCUGCUACUCAGCCCUCAAUCCAGAGGUCACUGUUGAGACCUGCGUGUAUGACAUGUGUGCCCUGGACGGAGACAUCACGUCUCUGUGUGACAACCUUCAGGCCUACGCCGACUCCUGCGCUGAGGCUGGCAUCAACAUCGGGACAUGGAGGAAUGCAACCUUCUGUCCACUCUCCUGCCCCAGCAAUAGUCACUACAGCUCCUGUGCCAGCGCCUGUCCUGCCACAUGUACAGACGAGUCUGCACCUCAGUACUGUGACCGCAUGUGUGUGGAGGCGUGCGAGUGUGAUGACGGCUACGUCCUCAGUGGAGGGGACUGUGUGACCAGGCAACAGUGUGGCUGUACUCGUGGUGGAUACUACUAUGCAGUUGGAGAAACAUGGGGAGCAGGAUGUAACCGCCGCUGCCAGUGCAUAAGUAAGAACAACAUCCAGUGCACGGAGGUUACGUGUGACGAAAACGCUUUCUGUGGGAUCCAGAAUGGAAUUCAAGGAUGUCACUGCAACAACGGUUACGUGGGCAAUGGGUCUUACUGUGAAUUUGUGGAUGCCUGUGAGAGCAGCCCCUGUCACAAUGGUGCCUGUACCAAUGACAACAGUGGUGGAUACCUGUGUACCUGUGCUGCAGGAUGGACCGGCACCAACUGUGAUGAAGAUGUAAAUGAAUGCCUGCAGGUAUCACACAGUUGCCAUGCCAACGCGAUCUGCUCGAACACAGAGGGAAGUUACACCUGUACCUGCCAGGAUGGUUUUGCUGGAGAUGGCCAGAGUUGUACAGCCAGGAGCACGUGUGUUGCCUAUGGAGACCCCCAUUACAUCACCUUCGACGGGCGCACGCACCACUUCCAGGGCGCCUGCACGUACACACUGACACGGAACUGUGGGAACAACACGCUGCCUUACUUCAACGUCGAGACCAGAAACGAAAACCGCGGCGGCAACCUGCGCGUCAGCUACGUCACAGACGUCACAGUGGAGGUCUACAACCACACAAUUGUGGUGGAGAAGAACAAGAUUGUCUAUAUUGACCAGCUGAUCAGAACUCUGCCUGCCAAACCACGGGCUGGUCUAACAGUCGAGUUCGUCGGUCAGUACGUUACCAUAGAGACAGGCUUUGGGCUGAAGGUGUCGUUUGACGGGAGGCAUCGCGCUGAGGUCGUCCUGCCCGACCUGUACAGCGGCGCCCUCUGCGGACUGUGUGGGAACUACAACGGGGACGUCAGUGACGAAUACGUGACAAAGGAUGGCACGCAGGCUGCUGACGUCAUGCAAUUCGGCAACAGUUGGCGGGUUGAGAGGGAAGGCGACCAGUGUAACGAGAACCCAGAACCCCCCGCGCAGUGCGGCGACGCCCUCCAGCGGACUGUAUCGGAACUGUGCGGUGUUCUGAACGACCCAAGCAGCGUGUUCGCUCCCUGCUACUCAGCCCUCAAUCCAGAGGUCACUGUUGAGACCUGCGUGUAUGACAUGUGUGCCUUAGACGGAGACAUGACGUCCCUGUGUAACAACCUGCAGGCCUACGCCGACUCCUGUGCUGAGGCUGGCAUCAACAUCGGGACAUGGAGGAAUGGCACCUUCUGUCCACUCUCCUGCCCCAGCAACAGUCACUACAGCUCCUGUGCCAGCGCCUGUCCUGCCACCUGUACAGACGAGUCUGCACCUCAGUACUGUGACCGCAUGUGUGUGGAGGCGUGCGAGUGUGAUGACGGCUACGUCCUCAGUGGAGGGGACUGUGUGACCAGGCAACAGUGUGGCUGCACUCGUGGUGGAUACUACUAUGCAGUUGGAGAAACAUGGGGAGAAGGAUGUAACCGCCGCUGCCAGUGCAUCAGUAAGAACAACAUCCAGUGCACGGAGGUUACGUGUGACGAAAACGCUUUCUGUGGGAUCCAGAAUGGAAUUCAAGGAUGUCACUGCAACAAUGGUUACGUGGGCAGUGGGUCUUUCUGUGAAUUUGUAGAUGCCUGUCAGAGUAGCCCCUGUCAGAACGGUGUCUGUGCUAAUGACAACAGUGGUGGAUACCUGUGUACCUGUGCUGCAGGAUGGACUGGCAUGGACUGUGUUGAAGAUGUAAAUGAGUGCCUGCAGGGAUCACACAGCUGCCAUGCCAACGCGAUCUGCUCGAACACAGAGGGAAGUUACACCUGUACCUGCCAGGAUGGUUUUGCUGGAGAUGGCCAGAGUUGUGACCCGGAGUGCCAUUUUCCAUUAACGUACGGAGGAAUAACCUACAAUUCCUGUACCAACGUCGACCAUCACCGUCCCUGGUGUUCUUUCACCGCGGUCUACCAGGGCAGAUGGAAAAACUGUGACGAUGUUACAAAUGAGUGCCUGCAGGGAUCACACAGCUGCCAUGCCAACGCGAUCUGAGUGGUGAGUUUCCUUCUUGUGUUGGAACAAAGAUGGAACUUAACAACUAUGGCCAUGGAUUCUACCAACACAGAUGACCUUUCAUUCGAAUGCAACAGCUUUAGAAUAAUUGUCCAAUCACGGGCAUAUGCAUGGAUAAUGCUGAGAAAAUGCUAGAUAUAUACACUCCAACUAGAACGAUAUGUUGCUAGCUAUGAGCUAGGGCUUUUACCACCUGGAAUCAAUCAAAGUUGUUCAGUGUCAGUGUCGAUUGAACGGCUUGUGCAAAAAGGCCCUGUCAAACACAGCCUUAUGGCCUCCAGACCAUCUCAAGACCAGUGAGUAGGUUGUAAGCAAGGCCAUCCAUGGUUGGGAGUUUGUUGGCGAAGUUGCCUACUAGUCUUUAAGAGGAAGGUCCUGCAUGUCUGACAGGGGCUUAAGAUGUUUGUUUGUCAUUACUAAUUGCCCGAUUAUAUUCAGGUCUUUUCUUUUUCUAGCAUUUUUUUGUAAAAGCCCUGAUUUUCAGUUAAACUGAUCUCGGUUAUGUUACUUGAUUGUAUAAUUUUACUUUUAUACAAAUUGCUUUAUGUUUAUGUGUCCCUGGGCCCUCUUGGAAAUCAACAAUUUACUGUUGAAGAGGCCACCCAGGUACGUGUUUAAAAGAUGAAAUAAAUCAAUAAAUAAAUAACUAACUAAAAGCAAGUUUAGGUAGUACUGACCUAUGCCACGAAAAUCUUAGUAAGCAAAACUUGGUUAAAAGCAGAAAUACCCAGGUAUUUCUUGUACUCGCAUAUGUCUGUAACAUUACAUGUAUCUUCUUUUACAAAGUGGCAACUGAAUGUAUUUCAAGUAGACUAGACCAUCAUUUUGCACAAAUGUAGUGUUUAUUGAAAGAAACGUUACCUUCUUUUACAUAGCAUGUAUGUAUGUACUACUGACUUAUUGAGCAAGUUUCAGUACGAACUACAUUUGGAACAAAUCUAAUUCUGACAUCGGUAAACUUCCAUAAAAACAAAGAGCAUAUUUCUUUUUUUCUCUAUCACUUCUUUUUUUUUGAGAAAACAACAACCUACUAUACAUUCAAAAUAGUUAAUUUUUAGCUACUCAGAAGAGUGAACAGUCGCUUUGAAAUACUUGUAAUGUAAGAUCAACAGAUGUUACAUUUAGUUCAAAGAUGAAAAAAUAAUGACUUAAUACUGUACUUCUGAAUAUUGUAAGUUAUCUGUGGUUUUCUAGUGCACUUAUUAAUGCUUGUUUAUGCAAAUAAAAAGCAUAACAGAUGCUGAAA